ACGGAAGUUCAAAACAAACACUAGCUGCUCGGGGAUUGCUCGGGCAACUUUCAAUGAGUUUUACGUUAUUUGCAUUUGAGAACUAUCCAAGCCAUUAAUUAGCCUGUGUAUCCAUGGAGACGCCCGAGCCUGGCCCUGCAGAUGGAGAGGAGCGCCAGGUAGAGCUGCGACCACGAACCCGCUCCAACCCUGAAGGUGCAGAGGACCGUCGAAGCAGCACAGGGAGCCUCGGAGGCGGAGGUAAUCCUAGUUUAUCGCAACCGGCCGUGGGUAGCCGUGUCGAAGGCGAGGGCGAGGCCUCGACCAGCGACAGUCCUCCGUCUUCCGCCACCGCGACCAUCUCCACAGCCGUGGCUCAGACUGUCGUCCCUGUUGCUGCCGCCACAACCGUACAACUUGCUUUGGCUGCUGCAUCCAAAGAGAGGUCCAAGCCCACACCACAGCAGCCUGCACUGAUAGCCUCCGUCCCCCCACCAGCAGAGUACCAAAUCAGAGUUCCUCGUGUCAACUGCCCAGAGAAAGUGAUCAUCUGCUUGGACCUUUCUGAAGAGAUGUGUUUACCGAAGCUGGAGUCUUUUAAUGGCUCAAAAACAAACGCCCUGAACAUUUCCCAGAAGAUGAUUGAGAUGUUUGUCAGAACAAAGCACAAGAUUGACAAACGGCACGAGUUUGCUCUGGUGGUGGUCAAUGAUGAUGCUCUGUGGCUCUCAGGCUUCACUUCAGACCCCAGGGAGCUGUGCAGCUGUCUGUAUGACCUGGAGACCAACGUAUGUGAGACGUUUAACCUGGAAGAUCUUCUCAGUGUCAUUCGUCAAAAGAUUGAACUGCCUUCGAUGGAGAAUGUUCAAACUGUGCCACCUCCUUACGUGGUGCGGACUGUACUUAUUUACAGCCGCCAUGCUGGACAGCUCCAGCUCAACCCAUCUGAGGCUGUCAGUAAAAUGCUACAGUCUCCCUACUUUUUCUUCGACGUGGUCUACCUCCACAACGGUGCGGAAGAUCACGGGGAGGAUACAAGCUGGCGGGACAACUACACUUCUUUCUGCAACCUUGACUCAAAGGGCAUGUGCUAUCGCUUCGAGGUGUCCUUGAGUGGCCCCGCCAUCGAGCUGCACAACUGCAUGGCCAAACUUCUCGCUCACCCUCUGCAGAGACCCUUCCAGAGUCACGCGUCGUACAGCCUCCUGGAGGGAGAGGAGGUGCAGGACGUUGAGGCCACCGUCUAGAAGAGUUGUCAGGAGAUGGCAGUAUUCCUCCUGGAACUGAUGGUAGAAAUUCAAUAGUCUAGCUUGAAAAAUGACGUGUGGACGUUACGUACAUGUAAGUGCAAGCCUGCUUAAAAAAUAAAUGUUGCUUGAAAUUCUGCUUCGAGGCUCUGUCAUCCAUCUUCCGGUUCAUCGGACAGAAUGACGACCAUUUAAGUGGAUUAUCUUUAAGAAUGCUUUCUCUUAUCUACGUUUGGUGUAAAUAUUACAUUGGUGCUAAAGACGUGAUUUGUCUGCCGUCUCCUGUUACUUAUCUAAAGUAGUCGUUUUGUCUUAUCCCUCCAACACAAGGUUUCCUGUUUUGAAUCCAACGUCUGUCUCCACUUGUGAUCGUUGCUCACUUUCUGUCACUCACGGGCCUUCAUAAUUGAGGUUUGUUGGUGAGACAAUGGGGAGCAGGAAAGCUCGGGGCCCAGAAGACCUUUCCCCUUUUCCACUCUGCCCCUUCACUGUCGGCCGGUCCUCACGUCACCGCUGCAGAUAACAGCGUGCGGGAGGGCCCGCAGACUCUGGACUGCAGAGAAUUUGUUGUCCCCUCAUCCCUGCAGAAUGACAGCUCCCCAUUGUUUUCAUUCCUUCACUCCUCCGCAACCGUGACUCCUUUCCGUGCUUGCUUGGGACAGGAUAUGCUGUUUUCUUAUUUUGUUCAUCUACAGUCUGGGGAAUGUGGGGAGGCAGCAUCUCGGUAGCAAUGCAAUUAGUUACCAGAAAUGUCACUAUUUUACUCCGAGCCUUCAUUCAUUUUCAAUGAAUUUUCAAGUGUGUAUUCAGUAUUUAGAUAUACCUGUUACUAUUGGAAGGAAAAGGGUCCAGGUUUUGAAAUACAGGUGCUUACGAAACCACAUUCGUAUAAAAACAUUUUCACAACAAGAAGCUCAGUGCUUGGGACUCUGAUAGGUUGAUCCCAAGUUUGAGUACAGAACAUGGAACUGCAUACCACAGUUAUUAUUAUUAUUGCUGUUGCUGUUAAUAACAGUAAUAAUACAAUACAAUUCUGCAAAGUGAGCUGUAAUAAGCUCUAUAUGUAUGGACGGAUGAAUAACACAGUGCAAUAUAAAUUAAUUGCCAUAGAGAAAGAAUUUGAGACACCCGUGCUUCAUCUGGGUCAAAUCACAGUAAAUGCAAAAGCUGUUCAUGUUUUUAAAAGUGUGCUUACAACUUCACUUUCUGCUGUAGUUUAGUGCUAGUACUUGGAGAGGAUUUUCCUCUGUUCUAUUUUAGUACAGUAUCUAUGCUUUAUUAGUACUGUAAGAAUGCCUUUUGAAUUUAUGGUAUCAUAACCAGCAAGACGUUGAUAAUCUUACAGCUCAUCAAAUAUUACAGGUAUAUUGCAUGAACAGUGUCUGAUGAAAACAAAUACUGUGAAUUCUAUCAUUUACACUGGUAUCAGACAUUUUACAGUAUUUUGUAUUUACUUUUGUACUAUAGAUGUAACUCCUUUAUUGCAGUAUUGUGAACAAACCCAACGUAAUAAAAGCAAAAUAAGUAUCAAGUAUGCCUAUUCUUCUCCAUAUAUGUUAUUUGCUGAAUAAUGUUAAAAUAUUUCAGUGUGUUAUUUCCGACAGUGACAAUGGCCAUCUACUAUAUAUACUUAAUGUUGAUCAACAAUAUACCGGUCGAAUUCUCCAUGCACACCAAUCUAUUUUAGUAAUAUUGACUUGAAGUAUGAGUUGGUGAGGCUGC
This is a messenger RNA of Phycodurus eques (leafy seadragon), 2948 nucleotides long. It is a transcript of the gene babam1, whose product is annotated as BRISC and BRCA1 A complex member 1. Bases 114 to 1226 code for a protein of 370 amino acids. Gene Ontology annotation, biological process: mitotic G2 DNA damage checkpoint signaling; protein K63-linked deubiquitination; double-strand break repair. Lineage: Eukaryota; Metazoa; Chordata; Actinopteri; Syngnathiformes; Syngnathidae. Gene Ontology annotation, cellular component: BRCA1-A complex; BRISC complex; nuclear body. The transcript has 10 exons. The record is from RefSeq and is a predicted model, not a curated record.